AUGGCUCCCUCCGAUGAUAUCCGGGUCGGCGACCAGGUGAAUGUCCCCGGAGGCAUGUAUGGUACAGUACGAUUUCUGGGAGUCGUGGAUGGGAAGCCAGGUCGGUUUGCAGGAAUUGAAUUGGCCACCGAACAUGCUGCCAGGGGAAAGAACAAUGGAGAUGUCGAUGGACGAAGCUAUUUUAACACGAGCGUUCCCGGUGCUGGCAUCUUUGUGCCCAUCAAUAAUUCGAAAUAUGUCACCAAGAGAAACGUCGUCACGCCUCCAACUCCGUCUCGUCCGUCUGUGGUGACCAAUUUCAGUAAAUCCGUCGGUCCACCGUCAGUGGCUCGCCCCAAAGUGCGCCGUCCAUCUCUUCCUCGCCCGGAAUCCCCACGAAGUGCACCAUCGACAAAAUUGAACUUUGGUGCCCUACGCAGUCCAUCUGCUACUGUUCCCAAGCCAAUGUCGGCCAGUUCACUAGGUCCUAACGGCUUUCCACGUAGCCCUCAGAAGCCCUCUUCAAGAUUGUCGAAUCGACCUUCUUCUAGACUUAGCGUGGACGAGGACGAUAUGCCUGUAUUGGCUAGGUCGACCAUCGGGAGACCAAGCAGUGGUGGUCGUGGUGCUAGUAACCAGGAGAUACAAGGACUACAAGAGAAGAUCAAGUCGCUAGAACAGGAGCUUCAAGCACGUGAUAGGCAACUCGACGACCAAGCCUCUGUCCUGACGGAGUUGCAGCAAAGCAUCACGGAACUGGAAGGACAAGAUGGGUCUUCAGUCCGGGCGCAGCUACGAGAAAAGAACGAAAAGAUUGCACAGCUUACGGCAGAAUUCGAUAGUCACCGCGCGGAUUUUAGAAGCACCUUGGACACUCUCGAAGUGGCAGCCACGGAAACGGAAAGGGUCUACGAAAAGCGCUUAGACGAGCUUAUGCAACAGAAUCGGGAACUACAAGAUCGUGGUGAAGACGUGGAGGCGGUUGCCCUGCAGUUGAAACAACUGGAAGAGCUAGUUUCUGAAUUAGAAGAGGGUCUGGAAGAUGCGCGACGAGGUGAAGCUGAAGCGCGCGGUGAGGUAGAAUUCUUACGUGGCGAGGUAGAACGAGCACAAUUGGAACUGAAUCAGGAACGGGAAAAGUCAGCCGCUGCACUGAAAGAUGCCGAAGGCCGGUGGAACAGUCGCGAAUUAGAACAAAAAGACGACGAAAUUCGAGGCCUGAAAGCAAUCAUUCAUUCACUCAGCCGUGGCGACGUUAACCCGGCUAUGUUCAUUACAAAUGGAACAGGUGAUUCGAGUUCCGAUACUGGACGUAUUUCUGAGCUGGAAGAGCGAAUCAAGGAGCUUGAAGGCGUUGCGGAGAUUCGGUCGAAUCGUAUAGAUGAACUGCAGAGAGAGCUCGGUCAAAGUCGUAGCCCUCUUGGUCGCGACUCCCCCGGCCGAAACUCGCCAGCACGCAACUCUAUAGGAUGGAAUUCCCUCGGACGAAACUCGAUGAAUGGAUCGAGGAGUCGAAGCGGCACUGUUACUAUUGCUCCACUAAGACAGAUGAAAUCGUCUCAUUCUGCCAGAGGAAGCCGCAGUAGCAACCCUGUAAGUCACGGGCAUAGCCUGUCGGACAGGACCGUGGUGCCCAAUGAUUGGCAGGAAACAAAUGGCAGUGGUGAGCAAGGUCCUCUGCCGGUCAGCCCAUACCGAAAUUUCUCCAAUCACCAGGACGAUAACGAUGACCUGCGUGAUUCUGAUAACCAGUCCUCUGAAAGUGGCUCGCUCUGGUGUGAAAUCUGUGAGACCAACGGCCACGACAUCCUUACCUGUACGACGUUUGGUACAAACACAAAUGGUACUGAUUCCAGUCACCAGCAAUAUGAGCACAAUGACAAUGGAUUUGAAAAACCUCACGAGGAGACCGCGUCUCCGACAGAAAUCCCAGCGAAGAAGGAAUCACCGGUGAUUGCCCACCAACCUGAAGAGAAACCCCUCUCAGAGCCUGUGGAGGUUACCUCUCCUUCAGUUGAGGGUUUGAAAGGCAUGUCAUCUUCGAUGGGACCUGUGGCGGGCAAAGCUUCAGGAAUCAUUGACGAAAGCAAGUGGUGCGCAUUAUGUGAGCGAGAUGGACACGAGAGUAUUGAUUGCCCUUUCGAGGAUUAA
Messenger RNA from Talaromyces amestolkiae, 2130 nucleotides. RefSeq lists its product as uncharacterized. The record is from RefSeq and is a predicted model, not a curated record. The transcript has a single exon. Bases 1 to 2130 code for a protein of 709 amino acids. Lineage: Eukaryota; Fungi; Ascomycota; Eurotiomycetes; Eurotiales; Trichocomaceae.